AGCAAUCCAUCAACGGUCACUCUUAAACAGUUUUUGCAUUUUGGGCCGCACGUUUUUUCUUGAAAUUUUGAAAUUGAAUAAACAAAGAUGUUCCGCCUGCAACAAUCGCAACCCGAUCCCGCCGAGGAGCAGAAGCGCGUGUCCUCCGAAGUCCGCUUCAAUUUCAUCCUGUUUGGCACCAUAAUCGCGGUCGUUCGUCUGGCUCCUGUGGUCCUGCAGCAUUUAAACACGGCAUAGGCGUAAAGUUAACUACAUGAAGAAAGUUCAAA
Messenger RNA from Drosophila suzukii, 269 nucleotides. RefSeq lists its product as uncharacterized. NCBI's taxonomy places the organism in Eukaryota, Metazoa, Arthropoda, Insecta, Diptera, Drosophilidae. The record is from RefSeq and is a predicted model, not a curated record.